UCAAAUGCACCUGAUAUUAUAGAGAAGAUGCAUUGUCUGUAUUUUUUAAUUUUAAUUCUGGAAAAUACGAUAUAAAUUCUAUCAUUAUAUUUAAUAUAAAUGAUUAAGAUAACAGAUAAUAUCGUCACGGAUAGGAGAUAAGGACUUUGAUACUAAAACUUAAAACCUGCUUUGAACGUUUAGUGAAUGUCUCGUCUGCUUCCACGAUACAAGUCUAAUCAUAUUUUCAGAACAAUGCUUUCCCCAUUUAAAUCAGUUUCGCGAUAUGUCGCGUCUGGAAUUUUAAAUCAUCAAAAUUAUCCGCGAUGUUUCUCUGUGUGGCACACUAAUUUUAAAGAACGACGUCAGCUUCGAAGAUCAAACGUUCAAGGAAGGAUGAAUUUUUCUCACUCAGUCAAAGUCGCUCACAUGAUCAAUUCCGGCGAAUUUCCUAUAAUAGAUAAAACUAUUGGACAGUUAUUAAGCGAGGCAGCUGCAGCAUGGCCCGAACGAACUUCUAUUGUUUCGAUUCAUCAAAAUAUUCGUUUGACGUUCAGCGAGCUUCUUCGGCGGGUCGACUCGUUGGCCGCAGGUUUCAAGAAGCUGGGCUUGAAGAAGGGCGAUCGACUCGGCAUUUGGGGUCCGAACGACCUGGAAUGGAUCAUAGCUUCCCUAAGUGCGUCGAGAAUAGGGUUAAUUGUCGUUGCAAUUAAUCCCGCCUAUCAGCAGAGUGAAUUGGUGUAUUGUUUGCAAAAAGUUGGCGUAAAAGGAAUUGUCUCACCCGACAAAUUCAAAGUACAGAAUUAUCCGCAGAUGUUGCUCGCCGCCAAAGAAGUGUGUCCUACUUUGGAGCAUAUUAUUAUUUAUUCGUCCGAUCACGUGACCGGUACGCAUCGUUUCGCCGACGUCGAAGCUUCGGCAACGAAAGCGGAAAUGGAGGAGAUCGCCGCCGAGCAAGACGAGAUAUCAUGCCACGACGGAUGUAACAUACAAUUCACAUCUGGCUCCACCGGGAGGUCCAAAGCUACGCUAAUCUCACACAGGAGUCUCGUAAAUAAUAGCAAAGAGGCCGCGCGAAGAGCGAAGAUAACUAUUGAGAAUAAAAUAUGUUUAAACAUGCCGCUCUUCCACGCGUUUGGUUUGACAAUGGGUAAAUUGCUUAUCCUUCAUACGGGAAGCACUCUCGUUAUGGAAGAACGUUCCUUCGAUCCAGUGAGGACCUUGGAGGCGAUAGCGCAAGAAAAAUGUGCCGUAACAUAUGGAACGCCAACUAUGUGGGUGAACUUAAUCGAAGCACAGCAACGGUUGCAGCUACCAACGGACAGUCUUCAGGUAGGAAUUACCGGUGGUGCACCCGCGUCUUCUGAACUCUUCAAGCGAAUACGAGGCUUGCUCGGCUUCAACGACAUGAUGAGUAUAUAUGGUCUCACAGAAACGACAGCCAUAGUAUUUCAAUCGAUACGUGGAGAGGACAGACAUCUUGCGGAGAGCACCGUGGGUCAUUUGGCGAAUCAUGCUGAAGCGAUGAUCGUUGGUCAAGACGGUUUGCCUGUUCCGUUUGGAAAACCUGGCGAACUUUGGGUUCGCACUUACAGCAAUAUGUUAUGUUACUGGGGCGACGAAGAAAACACGAAGAAGACGCUGACGGAGGACAACUGGUUGAAAACUGGUGAUCAGUUUGUCCUGCAAGAAAACGGAUAUGCUACUAUAGUCGGAAGACUUAAAGACAUGCUUAUUCGCGGAGGAGAAAAUAUCUUCCCCAAGGAAAUUGAGGACUUCCUGAUGACCCAUCCCAAAAUAAUGCAGGCGCAAGUUAUAGGAGCAUAUGAUGAAUUAUAUGGAGAAGAAGUUUGUGCGUGUAUUCAACUUCGUGACGGUGAAACGAUGACGAAGAACGAAUUAACGAACUAUUGUAGAGGCAAAAUAGCGCACUUCAAAAUACCGCGUUAUAUAGAAUUUAUAGACGAAUAUCCAAAGACCACGACAGGAAAAGUUCAGAAAUUCCGUCUAAAGGAACAAUUGGAGGCCAGUGGUGUAAUACCGGCAAGACCAAGUCAUUCAUGACAACCGCAAACAAUAAUUUUGAAGUAAUAAUUUUGAGGAAAA
Molecule: messenger RNA, 2085 nt
Organism: Pogonomyrmex barbatus (red harvester ant)
Lineage: Eukaryota; Metazoa; Arthropoda; Insecta; Hymenoptera; Formicidae
Gene: Acsf2
Product: Acyl-CoA synthetase family member 2
Biological process (GO): fatty acid metabolic process
Molecular function (GO): medium-chain fatty acid-CoA ligase activity
Source: RefSeq, a predicted model, not a curated record